AUGAGCAUCCCCGACGAGAAUCUCCACCCAGUCGCUACAGGCAGAGCCGCCCAGGUCGUCAAGGACCACGAGCACGCUCAAGCAGACCAUGUCUUGUACUCUGGCUGGUUCUGCCCCUUCGUGCAAAGAGCAUGGAUCACCCUCGAGGAAAAGAAGAUCCCCUAUCGGUACCAGGAGAUCAACCCCUACAAGAAAGAGCCCUCGUUUCUCAAGCUCAACCCCCGCGGCCUCGUUCCGGCCCUGGGCGUUCCCACGCCGGAUGGGCCCCAGUCGCUGAUCGAAUCGGGCAUCAUCUGCGAGUACCUAGACGAAACCUUCCCUCAGAACCCCCCGUUUCUCCUGCCCAGGGAGGAUCCCUUCAGAAAGGCCAAGCUGAAGAUCUCCAUCGACUACGUGACAAGCCGAAUCAUCCCUGCCUUCCACCGCUUCCUGCAGCACACGCCCGAGAAGCCCUACACUCUGGACGAGGCAAGGAAGGAGUUUCUGCACACGCUUGUCACCUGGAUCCGGGAUGCCGAUCCGACGGGCCCGUUCUUCGCGGGCGAGGAGUUUAGUCUGCCAGACGUCGUGCUCGCGCCCUGGGCUGUGAGGCUCUGGGUAUUUGAUUACUUCAAGGAAGGCGGGCUUGGUAUUCCGGCCUCUGGGGAAGGAGGCGAGGACGAGGAGUUGUGGGAGAGGUGGAGGGUGUGGAGCAGGGCUGUGUCGGAGAGGGAGAGUGUGCAGGCGACGACGAGUGAUCGGGAGCACUACCUGCCUAUCUAUGAGCGGUAUGCGACGGACAAGGCGAUGAGUGAGCUGGCCAAGGCUACGCGGGCUGGGAGGGGUGUGCCUUGA
Messenger RNA from Cryphonectria parasitica EP155, 834 nucleotides. Its product is annotated as glutathione transferase omega-1. NCBI's taxonomy places the organism in Eukaryota, Fungi, Ascomycota, Sordariomycetes, Diaporthales, Cryphonectriaceae. The transcript has a single exon. Gene Ontology annotation, cellular component: cytoplasm. Bases 1 to 834 code for a protein of 277 amino acids. The record is from RefSeq and is a predicted model, not a curated record.